Messenger RNA from Schistosoma guineensis, 3341 nucleotides. The record is from the annotation of a GenBank genome assembly. Lineage: Eukaryota; Metazoa; Platyhelminthes; Trematoda; Strigeidida; Schistosomatidae.
CUUGACUACUGUAUACGGUAAGACGAACUAGGUAAUACGCUCAUAAUUAUUUCACUGAUGAACGGCAAAAGGGGUUACAAUCGUUAGUGAGUUAAAUAAAAACUUAUGACGAGGGCAGUGUAAAAAUACAAUUUGCUAAUUGUUGAAAAUAUAAAUACCGAUCCCCAAAGAUUAACUUCUGAAGUCUCAUUUUUUUCGUCUUACCUUAAUCUCUUUAACCACCAUCAUAUCUUUGACCGUGUUGAUCAUAUGGUGUCAUACCUCAACAAAUCUCACCUCAUCAUCUUGUAGUAUUCAAGUAUGCAGAGCAUGUCCCUUGAUGUACAACAACUUAAAAUGUCUAUCUAAUCAAAAUAUUGUUGAGUCACUUGAUACUAUUUCUAUGAUCUGAGCUCAACAGGUUUGGCGAUUAUUAUAAUUUUUGCUACAAAUCGCUUAUAAGUAUCAACUAGUUUAAUAUAUAAUGCUUAAUUCAGAUGUGCUAUUCCGAGUGUAAACUUUGAGGACCUGAUAAAUUAACAAUUAAAAUUUAUUUAUUUAUAUGAACACAAAUAUUUGUACAAAGGGGCACCAAAUGCAUAUGUGCCACACAAUAACAAUGAGAACGUGAAGAGAUAGAGUGUAAAGUGCGUAUAAUAAAAGGAGAACAAUAACAAGCAGGAAAUAGUGUGUGAAAAUGGAAUAAUAACAGUAGGAGAGGCAGUGCAGUUAGCGAAAAUAUAACCAAAAAGCUUCCAUUCAAAGAAUUUAAGUUCAUUUUUUUAUGAAGAAAGUAAAAUAAAGUUGCAACAGGGUCACCACUGGCUUCUAUUCCGAGCCAUAUCUGAUAACGUCUCUAGCCACUGUGUCCUUCCAUCUCUAGGACCCCAACCAGGGGGUCGUGAAAGAUCGACAGAAGCCAGACCUUAACAACGGCACUAAGUUAUACACUGACCAACUCUCCGCUUUUCCCAACCAGUCUCAGCGUCGCCAAAUAAUGCACGAUAUGGAAUUCUGCGGGACGACAUUCGUAGCACAUGUCCAAGCCACCGAAGUCGGUAUUUCAAGAUAGUGACAUCAAUUGAAUUACCGUCGCUUUGCCAGAACAGACGAUGCCAAACCUUUGCAUUAUUAACAUGAUGUUGCCACUGGGUGUCAGCAAUCCGUCGGUUACAACGAUGAUCAGACACAGAGAGUCGUCUAACACCGUAAACUCGGAGAGGCUAGUAUUCACAAACAUAGAGCAAAACUGCUCUUACCGACGCGUUGUAGAUCUGACCUUUUACAGCCAGACUAACAUCACGAAGGCGCCAAAGAUGGCCCAGAUUAUCACAAGCCUCUCUGGUUUUCACUAUACGUGAAUCGACCUCAUCACUAACGCCAAUACCAGCACUUAAAAAGAACUGUAUAUUCAUGUGUCGUGCUCGACUCACAAACUAGUUAGUUUUUCGCAUCCUUAUUUCUUUACCGGGGUUAAACUCGAAACUUUGGUAAAAAUUGUUUGAGAUGCUGGACGGUGUUGAGUCUUAUUGAAGCACUUUUGGCUUCAGCGCAUAUAAAAGCUUUUCUAAACAAAAACUACCAACACAUUACUCGUUAAUUAUUCUGAUUUAGUUGACAGGUUCGUGUACCCAACAUAAAGUGGCGCACGAUUGCUGACAUAGCGUCAGGUUACAAGUUCAUCGAAACGGGGUUUAAAACUGGGACCUAGUGGUUGGAAUGCAAGCAACCUACUAUAUGAGCAACCGUAUUACAGCAUCAUACGCCAAGACUCGUUUGAAGCAGCCGGCUAAGUAAGAGUUCCAAUGGCGAAGACACUUUCGAUUUUGCACCCAGGAUAUCGUAAUUUUUUCAAGUUAUUCACUGGAUUGCUACUAAUGGUUAAGAUGUAUUUGAAUCUCAGUAACUGUGUUAAAAGUAGUCGGAAACCUGCCAUCCAGUCUUACUACGUGUAACACUUCUGAUGGCUUGAUUAACAGAAAUGUCGUUCCGGUCAAUUGUGCCUCCGCCCGACUUUUUAUCAAAAGCCGAGUUCAACAGACCUUGUGGUCGGUCACCAAAUAAAAUCUCUACUCUGCUAACUAAUGUGCAGCGAAGAAAUGUUCAAACACUUGCUCCAACAGAAUCUAAAGACCUAACAUUUUUUCAAAUGGCUGCUCAGGGUGAGCUGUUGUUGCUUCAAAGGGAAAUAGAAAGUCGAAACUUCAAUAUAGAUGUCCCAGAUAAUCAGUUCAAAUUAAAAGGUACAGUAUUCUGGCCACCACAGUUUAGUGAAAUCAUAAAAGAGAUUUUGACGGAGUUAUUAAGUGGAUUAUUUUACAUUCGUUUUGAUAUUAUGGCUUAUGUACCAAGAGCCUAUAUAUAUACUUUAUCAACAAUAUGUAGUAUUGUUGCCAAUGUUGAUUUGGACACGCUAUGCGACCAACAAACCAAGCAAAAGAUUUUUCCAAUGAGUCGCUUUACACGCGUUCUAAGUUCAAUCAGCUUUUAUUACAGUUAUGCAUAUACUUGCACAUACUUACUAUUUUUUCCAGCAAGUGUUUUGAAAAAGUUUGGUACCGUUUCCCUUGAUUUUGGUAUACUUAGAUUAUUUCAUAUGCCUAGAAUUUGACUACUAUCAUCCAUUCAGUGGAUUUAAAACUCGAUUCAAAUGACAGUUUUAAGUUACAUUUCACGAUAACAUUUACAUGGUGUAUUUAGUUUACAAUCAUAUAACGGAUAAGUGCUUGUUAGAUCUACUUUUGUGUACACAUUUCAUAGGUUUUCUGGGGUUUUAGCCGCGGGUUCUUAUAAAUUGACAUGAAGUCUUGAUCAACAACAAAACACCAGUACUUUCGACACAUACUGAACCUCAACCGUAUAAGAGAUUACUGUGGAAUUCAGACGUUCUUUUGGUGGUUUGGCUUUGAGGCCGGGAGUUCCAAAUUGCAGAAUUGGUAUAAUAGUUGCUCAUUUUAAUCCCUUAGUAGGGAUAUGUUUUGACAAUCCAAGUCGACAAUAUUGCAUUUCAAUCGAAAUAGAUGCAUGGAGUGAGAUGAAGAAGUUGUCGCCACUAGAAGUAUAUAUAUGACAAGGUAGGAGUUCAUGAGAAAUAAAGCUAGACACCGACGACACGACAAUUCAAACCAUUUAAAAUUGAAUUAACUAUAUGAGAUAUUUUAAAGAUUCAACAUGGUGGAAAAAACGAAGUAUAUUAUUUCACCAGUAAAAUUAAUCAUUGAUUCACUUUACAAUCGUGCACGUAUUUAUGAUUACUUCUAUCAGUAAAAUAAAUUUUUUGCCCUUGAUAAUAAAUUUAUAAAACAUCUUGUUUACACAACUAAUACUUAUGCUGAGCAUUAAAAAAACAACGCAAAACGAAU